AUGGAGUAAUAUUUUAAUUCUGUAACGCAGAGUCCUCAAUAACAAAUUAAAAACUAGACCAAAGAUGGAAAGAUUUAUAUUAGCAAGAUACCUCAAUUAAAGAUUUCUAGCAACUAUAAUGUGAAAGAUAUCAACUUCAACUCUUAAAAUUGGGUUUAGUUAGAUAAAUUUAAGAUAAAACCUUUUGGAGCUUCUCCAAUUAGUGAUAGGGCAUCUACAGCGAUGCUAACUCCUUCUACAUUACGUAGAAAGGUUGUUAGAUCUACUGUAAGCAAUUCUUCUUCUCUACCAAAUGUAAAUUUAUAAAGUCAAACUCAUUCUAGAAAUCAAUCUUAGUAGCUCUAUUAAAUGACUAAUAACAAUGAGUAAGUCAAUAUGUCGAUGACUUCUCCUUAAAACGAUUAGUAGCAAUUUCCUAUGCAACUAUCAUUAAUUCAAACUCAUUAAUCUAUUUAGCAAUCAUAAUAAUCUCCUAACCCUUUUAAUCUUAAACAAAACUAAAUUCAUUAGCAAGCUAGUCGCCUUAUUAUAAAUGAUGUUAUACAUGAGUAAAAAUUUCAAGGCUUUGUAAAGAAAUAUAUAAAUGAAAAUCCAAUCUUCGUUUAGCAUCAAUAAGUUGUCCAAUCACUUGAAAAUAUACCUGAUGAUAUUAAAUAGACUCUUGAUGUUUUAAACAUUUAUAACAAAGAAAAGUUCAAAAAUAUGAGCUUUAACAGUGUUAUAAAUGCCUAAACAAAAGCAGUUUUGUUUUCUUUUUUGGAAAAAUUGUAGAGAGAAAUUUUGGAACAAAGCAAAAAUCGCUUCCAUGAUGGAUUAAUAAAUGAAUUGAUUGUUAUAUUGAAUGAUAAUAUCCCACCAGUAAUAAGAUAAAUUUCUGAUCAAGACAGUCAUCUGGCCAUAUUUUGUGAAGGAUUUUACAAAUUCUUUAUAAUUUUGAUGGAUAAUAUACAAUCAAGACUUCAAUAUAAAAUAAAAAGAGAGAUGAAUCAAAAGUAUGUUGAAAAUGAAAAGUUGAUCUAAGAUCAAAAACAGCAGAUCUAAGAUUUGAAUAAUGAAAUUCUAAACUUGAUGAAAAAAAUAAACGAGGAGUAAAAGAAUACCUUAAACAUUGAAGGAAAGUUAAAAGAGGAAAUAAUUAACCUCAAAACCACUAUUUAAGAGAUGAAAUUCAAUCUAGAAGACAUGCAAAACCUAGAUUUCGCUCCAACACAACUAGAAGGACUUGCUAAAACUACAAGUAAAAUGACGAAUAUGAUUAAAAAAGAGUCUAUUGCAGCUUAAUAAGCUGAAAUCAAGACAGAAUCUUAAUUGCUUACACUCUCAAAUGUUCUCCUUUCUAUUAGCAAAUCUAAAUUCAAUGAUUCAGAUAUUUUUAGUCAAAAAAAUAAUUUUUGCAAUUUCAUUAACAGCAAAGUUAGUCGUUUGUUUGGCGAUCAUCCCUUCACUAAGUGUUUGUAGCAUAUAAAUUUCUUAACAAUGCAGAUUGAUGAUAAAUCUCCUAAUAAUAAAAGGAAUGCCAAAUAAACUCUAAUUUAAUUUUUUCAAAGACAAUUAGCAGUCUAAAAAUCAGAAUCUAACCCUUGCGAUUAGCUGAUUGAGUACCUUUAAAAUGAUGUUUGCUAAGACUAUGAAGAUACUUGCCAGAUGAUUGGUUAUAUAAUUUACUAUUUAUAGGAAAGAAAUUAAAAGGAUACUUUUAGCUAUUUCUUUAGUUAGCUUUUCGGCAUAUUUGAAUAACCUUUACCUAGUAGAGAAGAGGUAAGGUUAUUGAUAAUAAUUUUUUAGAGUUUACAGCAUUUAAAUGAAGAAAAAAAGAAUUUGUAUCCAGAUAAUGAGGAUAUUAGCUAGAUAUCUCCUAUAACUCUCUAAAACGAAAGAUAUGCUAAUAACUAAAAUGCAAGCAUGAACCAAGUCAGAUUUGACUAAAUUAAUGUUAAUAAUACUUAGAUCUAUAAUCCAAUUUCAGAGUUUAACUACUAAAAUAAUUCAAAUUUAGAAUUUAAUAUGCCUUUAGAUACAGUGUUUGAAGAGAUUCCUUGGAACACUGUGAUUAAAGCCUUUGAAUAAUCAGAUUUUAAUUUCCAAUUUAUAGAUGUAAUUAAACAAAAAAUUCAGUUAAAUUAAAUUUCUGUAGUUACUUUUUUGAGUAAACUUUUACAAAUUGUUCAACAAGAGGUUAAAGAUAGCAUUAACUCUCAAAUCAAUCAAGUAAUAAAUAAAUUCCCAAAUCUUUCUACAAACCAAUAAAAGAUAAAUAACCCUGAUCUCAUAAAUUUAUGCUAGCAAUUCAAAAUUAAGCAUCAAAACUUUGUUCAAUACACUUUGUACUUGUAUUAAGAGGAGCUUUCAAUUAAAUAGAGAGUGUUUAAUAAUAAUAGUGCAGAGAUUACUGAUAAUGAAUUUAAUGAUUUGCUUAAAAACUCAUUUUUCCAAAUGAUAAAAUUAUAAAAAUAGUUUAUAUCGCCAUUUAUUGAAAAAAAUCUAUAAAAUGUGUCUUUGAGAUAAGCUUAGACUGUAGUGAUUAAUGAAGACACAAUCAAUAGCAAUAAUAGUUUAGCCUCUAAUGUGGAAAACCUAGGUUCAAGUAUUCACAAGAAAUUAGCAAAAUCUUUCAACAAAAUCAAGGCCCAAAAUACAUUAUCUAGAUUGGGAUCAAAAAAUAAUUUAGAAAGCCCUCUUUCUGAGAAAGGAUAACCAUUAAUUAAGUUAUUAUCAAAAUAAUCUGAAAUGGGCCAAACAUCUCCUAAAAAAGCUAACGAAACCUUACUAAGCUCUGUUAAAUUUUCCAAAUUCAAAAAAUGA
This is a messenger RNA of Tetrahymena thermophila SB210, 2802 nucleotides long. RefSeq lists its product as hypothetical. The transcript has 6 exons. The record is from RefSeq and is a predicted model, not a curated record. NCBI's taxonomy places the organism in Eukaryota, Ciliophora, Oligohymenophorea, Hymenostomatida, Tetrahymenidae.